CGUUCUGAAAAUAUUUCACAAGGAUUAAUUAUCGGAUCUGGGCGUUUAAAUGGUAAAACUGAAAAUUCAUUUUCCAAUUGCAAAUAAUGAAACACCAUUGCAGAAAUUAAACGCUCAAAGAAAACAAAGAUUGUGCGAAUCAUAGAUUAACAAUAAUUAAACGAAAACGUGCAACUGCUACACAUGUUUAUUAAUAAGAAGGUAAGAUAAACUGAAAAAAAUCCAUGUACACACUGAUUCAUAGAAAUAAGAAGGAACUGUUUCACCAAAUAGAUAUAUAAUGAAAAUGUGAUAAUCAAAUUUGUUUUAGGCAAUACAGGAAAAUAGUGUCGAAGAAAAUGAACCGUGGUCGGAAGUUUGGUGACGUAAAACGGAUGACUGUCAACGGUGGGUCAGGAGUGGAGGAGGACACAACAUUCUCGAACUUGGCCCAAUUCAACGGUCCCGAGACCGCCCUUGACAUUGACCCCGGCGCCGAGAACACUUGUACAAACUUCGCAAACACCGAGAUAUACCGUCAGUUGCGUCCACUGCUGAUAUGCAUGAGGCUUUUCGGACUGUUUUUCAGGCGUACGAUUGACACCAAGGGCCGCCCGUACAUGGAACCUGUGGUGAUGUACUGUUUUAUAGUGAAUUUCUUGAACGUUCUGAAUGCGAUACGGUCUUUCACUGUGUACAGUUCAUCCGACGAGUUUGAUAGCGUGAUGGUCCAAAAGCUACUGUUCACAAUCUGGAGCUCCGAGUGCACCUUUAAGGGGUUGCUCUUGAUGUGGAACUGCUACAAGCAGGACGGACUUCCCAAGUUCUUCCUAGAAUGGGACGCCGUGUGUGGCAAUGUCAAACUCAGCAAAGUAUGCAUGUUCAUGAUGAAGAAAUACAUAUUUCUCUCCUUUAUCUUCAUCGGUGUAAAUUCAAUUGUUUUCACGUUGACACUUAUUUACGUACCCAUGUUGGAAACUAUCUAUUUAGAAGUGGUCUGGAAAAAUGCAUUGGAAUUCAAAAAUAAUCUGCAUUUCAAAAUGAUAUUAACUUUUCUGGCAGUGUUAAAUUCAUCUUCAUCAAUGUUUCCGAUGUCUUUGUUUAUCGUUCUUUCAUUUGCCAUCGGCAGGAGACUCAAGAAAUACACGGAUGAAUUAGUGCUUGCAAUGUCGUUUGAAGGUUUCAAUGAAAAACUAGAGGAUUUCAGAAUCCGCCAUCAAAACUUGUGUAAAAUUGUGCACAUUUUGGACAGCAUUUUUGCACCCAUGCUAGCAGCGGUAUAUAUCGCGAACAUUCCCAUGUUUUGUCUGGUCCUGUACACUAUGGUGACCACUCUGGACCUCCACCUGUCAAUCCUUCUGAUAAACCUUUUCUGGCUGAGUUUUAUACUGCUGCAGAUGACCCUCGUGUCGAUAACGGCGGCCUGGGUUAAUGUACAGGCGCACUCGCCGCUGGAGCAUAUCUACACCAUCCGGUUUUCUCGAUCAUCCAACGACACCCAGCUACAGAUGUUCAUGUUCCUGAAUCGACUGACGGGGACACAGGUGGGGUUGUCCGCCAUGAAACUGUUCGUGGUCGAUAAACCUACUAUACUCACAAUUGCCGGUAUGAUGAUCACGUAUUUCGUGCUGUUGAUAGAGUUCAAAAUGCCAGCGGAUACGAACUGCGCAUGCCACGUGAAUGGAACCAUCGUCAUGGACAACAGCACGUUGCUGAUCUCACAUGUGUCGUACACGUGACAUACCCGUGACAACAGAUGCAACGUUAUAUUAAGCUUGUGAUAUAUUAAGUCCUGGGCCGUUUUGUUUAAUACAAUAAUUUGUAUAUAAAUUAUCUGACUUUGGCGCCUGGGUUUUGUCGUAAUAUUUGUUUUUUGUCGACUGAUUUUUAACAAGGAUGGAUCUUCUCAUAAUUGAAAACUGUAAGUCGACAGUGGAUGGUGAACAGUGCUAUGUAAACCAUGUCAUGUUUAGCAAGAACUAUAUAUUGUAGAAGAAGUUGUUGCAUUCUGGAUGUCAUUCACUCAUUAUUAACAAUGUCUUUAUUAAGAAUGUAUUUUAAACUAAUUGUCUCUAAAAAAAAAAACGAAAUUUAUUAAUGUAUUUGAACUGCAUGAUUAGCGCUAGAAAUUAGUGUUCUUAUCGUAUGAAUUGAAUAAAACUACAGGAAGCGUGCAAGCCCAAUAUCCAUGCCAAUAUCCAUAUAAAAAAUAUGUAAACAAAACAAACAACCGAUGCAAUAAUCUGCCUUCUCUCAAUUUUGGGGGUUCCGCAUUGAAAUGGUGAAUGAAUUUCAUUGUCGGGCACACUACUUUUUUAACUUUUUCUUGGAUAACAGCAUUCGGGUGGUCAGAGAAACACGAAUUAAAUUUAAAAAAAAACAAACGAACUUGGAUAAUAUAGAUGCAGUGAAUAGCAUAAUGUAUUGCCUUGUCUAAGCCAGAGACAAUUCAUUCGGAAAUAUAUCAAUGGGGGGCUAAAACGGCUUUCUAGUACUUAAACUCACACUUGUAUCAUUAAAGAAUAGACACCACACCAUUUACUAGUAUUUCUAAUUCUUCAGUUAGUCAUCUUGUAUUAGUCUUUGGACUACUCGGUGCCGGAAACACUUGCCAGUUUAAAAGUAACGCUUAAAAACAGAACCCUAUAGUCUCAAUAUUACAAUGAAAAAUACAGUCAAGAACUAUUAUAACAAAAUAAAUUGUUUUAUUGUAAAACACAUAACAUCUAUUUACGAUUUAAAAUUAAAAGAAGAAGGAAAAUUGAUCUAAGCCAACCAAACUCGGU
This is a messenger RNA of Mya arenaria, 2765 nucleotides long. RefSeq lists its product as uncharacterized. NCBI's taxonomy places the organism in Eukaryota, Metazoa, Mollusca, Bivalvia, Myida, Myidae. Bases 339 to 1718 code for a protein of 459 amino acids. Gene Ontology annotation, molecular function: taste receptor activity. The record is from RefSeq and is a predicted model, not a curated record. The transcript has 4 exons. Gene Ontology annotation, cellular component: membrane. Gene Ontology annotation, biological process: sensory perception of taste; detection of chemical stimulus involved in sensory perception of taste.